Messenger RNA from Frankliniella occidentalis (western flower thrips), 1298 nucleotides. RefSeq names its product methionine aminopeptidase 1D, mitochondrial. Gene Ontology annotation, biological process: proteolysis. The record is from RefSeq and is a predicted model, not a curated record. The coding region runs from base 124 to 1170 and encodes 348 amino acids. Gene Ontology annotation, molecular function: metalloaminopeptidase activity. NCBI's taxonomy places the organism in Eukaryota, Metazoa, Arthropoda, Insecta, Thysanoptera, Thripidae. The transcript is spliced from 6 exons.
AGCAGUGGUAGUCUUCUGCUGCUAGUGGUUUCUGCUGAAAACAUGAAAGCAGUUGUUGAAAGCUUUGGCUUGUUUGUUGUGCUUUUCUGCCGUUACCUCUGACCAAAGCCUACUUUGCUUAAUAUGCUGCAUAUUUUGAAAAUGCACUGUGUUUCUUGCAGCAAGAUUAAUCCAGUGCUCGGUUUACAUCAAAUGUCACCUCAAAAUUUUGUUCGAAAUGUUCAUUUAUGUCGUGCCAUGAAAUCACCACCUUUUAAAUAUUUCUCAGAGUUUUUGCUGUGGCAAAAGAAGAAAAAUUUUGGGAAGUACAGCAUAGUGAGUCCCAGCAAUGUAACCGAACACCAACGAACUUUGCCUCCACACAUUCCCAAACCACCAUAUUUUUCUACUGGACAACCACCACCUGUCUCGUUUACUGUACCUGAAGUUAAAGACCAAAAUUCAGUGAAGGGAAUGAAACGUGCAUGUCGCCUUGCUAGAAAGGUUUUAGACCAUAUUGGAAGAGAAGCCAAAAUUGGUGUAACUACUGAAGAAUUGGAUAGAAUUGCUCAUGAACUUAUAAUAGAAGCUAAUGCAUACCCCUCACCUUUGUACUAUAAAGGUUUUCCGAAGUCAGUGUGUACUUCAGUCAAUAAUGUUGUUUGUCAUGGAAUCCCUGAUGAUAGACCUCUUGAGGAUGGAGAUAUAGUUAAUAUUGACGUCACAGUAUAUUUUGAUGGGUUCCAUGGAGACUGCUCAAAGACUUUCCUAAUAGGCAAUGUUGAUGAGUACGGAAGGAGGCUAGUUGAGGUGACGGAACUUUGUCUCAAAAAUGCCAUUGAAGUCUGCAAACCUCAUGUACCAUUCACUAUGAUAGGCAAUGUAGCUGAAGACACUGCAAGAAAUCAUGGUUUCACUGUUCUCCCAGCUAUUCUUGGACAUGGUAUUGGCUCAUACUUCCAUGGUCCUCCAGAAGUCUGGCAUGUUUGUAAUGAUUUUGGUGGAGAGAUGAGACCUGGAAAUACUUUUACAAUAGAACCAGCUGUCACACAAGGGGGCAUGGAGCUAGAACUUCUUGAUGACGGAUGGACUGUGAUAACAGCAGAUCAGGCAAGAACUGCUCAGUGUGAACAUACUGUGCUUAUAACUGAAAGUGGAGUAGAAAUACUAACAGAAUUAUCUCCUGAAUAAUGGAAGUUAAUAGUCUUGUAGUUCUCAAAAUACUGAUCGGUUGUGAACAUCAUAACAAGAACAAGAAAAGUAUACAUGAUACAAUGUACUAUAUUUUGAAUUAAAAAAUGCUUUUGAUCACAGUAUAA